Messenger RNA from Candidula unifasciata, 2361 nucleotides. The record is from the annotation of a GenBank genome assembly. Lineage: Eukaryota; Metazoa; Mollusca; Gastropoda; Stylommatophora; Geomitridae.
AUGUCUCAGAACAAAAGAUUCGCCAGCCAUGAAGGUGGCUCCGGAUUACCUGAGAAAAGCAAGUUGAUCGUACCAGAGAAACGAGACUGCGGCUUCGUGGAAGGAAGUAUCGUCCGCAUUAAGUUGAGCAAGUUCUUGACAUAUGAUUCCAUUGAAUUUAAGACUGGACCAUAUUUGAAUGUCAUCAUUGGACCAAAUGGAACUGGGAAAUCUGCAAUUGUCUGUGCCAUUUGUCUCGGGCUAGCUGGAAAAACAAACACACUUGGUCGUGCAUCAGAGCUGAAAGAUUUUAUCAAAUAUGGUGCAGAAAAAGCUUCUGUUGAAAUUGAACUGUUUAAUCCACAUGAUGCCAGAAACUAUGUCAUUCGACGAGAGAUAACCAGCAGUAACAGCUCUCACUGGUGGUUCAAUGGACAGGCCACCACACUCAAAGCGAUUGAAGAGUUGGUAUCCCGCCUGAAGAUCCAGGUGGGUAACCUGUGCCAGUUUCUGCCACAGGAGAAGGUCGCUGACUUUGCUCGUAUGUCCCAGCAGGAACUCUUGGAAAACACAGAAAAAUCAGUUGGCAGAACAGACUUGUUUGAGAGCCACCGUUUGCUGAAGACAGCACGGCAGACAGCCAGACACUUGGAGCAAGAUGUCACCAAGCUGCACACAAACUUGGACCAGGAGAAGCAGAAAAAUGCUCGGCUGGAGCAGGAAGUGAAAUCUUACAAGGACAGGAAGUCAUUCCUGGAAAAAGUAGCCGUCCUCAAGAUGAAAAAAUCUUGGCUGGAAUAUGGGACAUUGAGAAGUCUUUACGACAGAGCUCGAGCAGAGAGAGACAAGCAACAGGAAGUUGUCAAAGAGGAACUCAAGAAACUGGCUCCGUUAGAGACUAAACACCGAACCUUGAAGGGGCGGAGAGAUGAGUGGGAGCAGACUACCAGAGACAUGGCACAGAGAAUUCAAGCCAAAGCCAGAGAUUUGAAGGAACAAAGUAACCUGAUGAUAACUGCCAAUGAUAAGAUUGUUGAAGCCAAGAGUGACUAUGAUUCCAAAGUCAAAGAAGAAGAAUCCAGAGAGAAAAGGCUGAUGGACUUGAGAGAACAACUGAGAGCUUUAGAGAACACUCUAGCAAACCUGGAGACAUCUGAUGUGGAUGCUGUUGCUAGACGAUUGGAGACAGUUGAUAAUGAUCUGAGGAAUGUCAGUAAACAGAUGACCAGUGUCCAGUCCGAAGGAGAAAGUUUGUCCCGUGAAAUCAGCAACAUCAAAGCUGAAAUAAGAGACUGUGAGGCUCAAGUGAGAAAGAUUCAGGAUGCCAGCAACAGACGUCUGGAGACACUCAAAAGUUUACAUGCCCACACACACCAGGCAGUCUUGUGGCUCAGGGCCAACAAAGACAUCUUCAAACACACUGUUCAUGAGCCAAUGAUUGUUUCUUUGAAUGUAACAAACCCUACAGAUGCCAAGUUGGUGGAGGCACAUGUCAGCUUCAAUGACCUGAGGUCGUUUGUGUGUGAGGAUGCUGAUGACCUUGAUCUGUUCAUGAGGAAGGUCAAAAAUGAGAUGAAACUCCGGGUGAAUAUUGUAAGAGCACCACCAGAACCUGCAGUGACCUAUCAGCCUAGACAUCCGAUCAGUUAUUACAGGAAGUAUGGAUUUGAUCGUUACCUGCAGAGCUUGUUUACCUGCCCUGAGGCAGUCAUGAGGUUUUUGUGCCUUCAGUACAAAGUUCAUCUGAUUCCUGUUGGAUCCAGUCUUGUACAGACCAACCUACAGCGUAUCUUGAAAGAGUGUCCAGAACUGACCCAUUUCUACACACCAGAUGUGCAGUACACCAUCAAACAGUCCAAGUACAGCAAAAACAUGUCCUCCAGGAAUACAGCUUUGAAGGAACCUCGAGCCCUCGUUGAUUCCAUCAACUUGGAGAGAGAGCAGGAACUGAGCACUACUAUCAAGGCAGCAGCCCAGCAGCAGAAGCUGAAAGAGGAUGAGUACCGGUUGUUGCAACGGAAAUCUGAGCAGCUCACCCUGGAAAUGAACAGACUUCGGGAGGAGAAGAGAAAUGUGAUGAAACAAAAAGAUGAAAGGAAAAGUCUGAGAAAUCAAAUUACAACAAAAGAACAGAGGAUUCAACAGAUUAUGAGAGAAGGGAUUGACCUUGCCACUGAGAAGUUAAAGUUGGACCAGCAGUUGAAAAGAAUUGUUGAUGAGAAGAUGAAAUAUCUACGCAGGAUGAGAUCUAUAACUUUAGACUGUAUGAACCUGGGCAAGGAGCGUGUGGAGAAAAGUCUGCAGCUGAUGGCAUGUGUUCGAGACUGCUGCCGUCUAGAGACACAGUUGCACAAUACCAGCCACAGGUGUGAGGCUGUCAAG